Gymnodraco acuticeps is the source of this 2291-nucleotide messenger RNA. Its product is annotated as zinc finger protein 862-like. NCBI's taxonomy places the organism in Eukaryota, Metazoa, Chordata, Actinopteri, Perciformes, Bathydraconidae. The coding region runs from base 969 to 2291 and encodes 440 amino acids. The record is from RefSeq and is a predicted model, not a curated record. The transcript has 2 exons.
CGAAAAAGUGCACGUCCCACCGUCCGGGACGGGUUAUUCACAACAUUGGACAAGUAGAUUUUUAAAUUGACUUGUCCAAUGGACAAGUGACAUUUUUCGCCGCUAUUUAUUGACAAAUUAUUGAUAAAUUCAGCUUACAAAAGGCAUAACUCAUUCGCAAAUUGUCCGUGUCCGCCGUUGUUGUUUGCAACCGCUUUACGUUUUUUUACUCACUUACGUCGUGUCGUAAAACUGUGUGAAAAUGAAAUACGAUGGCGAAGAAGAAGGUUCUAGUGGCCCCAAGAGGGCAACAAAAGAUUUCUUUCUUUUCUAAGAAGGUUUGUACACAUCAUUCUCACAGUUGUAAAAUGGUGUGUUACAUUAACAAGGAAAAUAAUUGAAAUAAAUUAUGUCCGAAAAUAGUGGAUUAAGUGCUUGAAAGGGGACUUUUAUUAAUCCAUUACAUUACAUUGCAUUUAGCUGACACUUUUAUCCAAAGCGAUUUACAAUCCCUGUGGGGAAAUUCAGUAGGCAACAGGGUAAGGGUGAAAAACAGGACAGCACAGAUUCACACAGGUUCAUCAAAUCAAAAAUAAAAUCGAAGAUAAAAAUAAAAAUAAUGAAAAACUAUUAAAUAAGAAAUUAAUAAAAAUAAUAAUAAAAAAGGGGUAGACCUAUGUAAAAUACUUUUUUCUUUUAAAAGGGGGGGAUUGAAAGGGGCUCUUUAUGUACCAAGGGGCUUGAAAGGGAAAUAUCAAAUUAUUUCAGAAAAAAAACCCAAAAAAUGCAGAAAGGUUUGUGGGGAGUCUACGAGUACCUAACAUUCAUGUUGACAAAAAUCUAUAAUUUGUCUGCAAGAACAGGAGUCUGAACAACAGCCUGAACAUGCUGAAACGAGCCCUCAGAAAGUCCCAGAGUGUGAGCAGAACGAUGGCCCCCCCAGUCACGAGAAAGUCUCUGCUAAAAGGCCAUGUUCCGUUAUCUCACCAAUGGCUGGUCCAUCUAAAAAGGCCAAGAGUGACAUCGCCCUGACACCCAAGAGGAAAAGAACAUUCAUUGAGACUUGGAAAACCCAGUUUCCAUGGGUAAGAUGUGUGGACGACAUCAUGUUCUGUGAGGUCUGCAGAGAAUAUCCAUCCAUUGCUGACCACAGCAGUAAACUGUACGAGGGUGUCACAGGGUCAAAACGCAUUGAGACACUUCAGUCACACGAAUCCAGCAAAUAUCACCUUCUCUGCAUUCAAAGGAAAGAGGUCACAGAGAAAGGCACAGGGCCAAUGUUUGUGGCUCUCAAGAAGCAGGCAGAAAAUAUGGACGACCAACUGAAACCCAUGUUCAACACUGCGUUUUAUGUCGCCAAACAAAAGUUGCCUUUCCGUUCAUUUGAGGGCCUCAUCGAACUUCAAGAGAAGAAUGGCAUUAAAAUGCCUACACAGUACCGGAACGAUAAGGGGUGCAAGGCAUUUGUGCAGGCCAUUGCAGAAGUCGAGAAGGACAGAGUUUCUGAAGACCUCAAGGCUUCAAGAUUCUUCGCUCUGAUGGGAGAUGGAUCCACGGAUAUAUCUGUGACAGAACAGGAGAAUGUAUAUGUUAGGUAUGUCAAAGAUGGACUUCCAGCGACAGAGUUCAUUGACAUCAUGGCUGUAAAGUCAGCUGAUGCUAAUGGUGUUCUGGCAGCUCUCCUCGAGGCACUACAUCAUGUCGACCUAACAGAUGGAGACAUAAAGAAGAAAAUAAUAGGCUGCACAUUUGAUGGUGCCAGCGUUAACCAAGGUGCCAAGGGAGGAGUUAUUGUGAAGUUGCGGGAAUUGUUGGGGCAUGUGCUCAUUUCGAUUUGGUGUGCUCCACAUAAGCUGGAGCUGUCGCUCCUAGAUGCCACCAAAGCCACUGACUUCAUUGACAUCGUAGAGAAAGGAGUGGACCCCAUCUACAGAUUCUACUAUGGAUCUGGUAAACGUAGGAGGGAGGUGAACGCCAUAUCAGCCGUUAUAGACGAGGAUCCUGUCUAUUUCUCAGCACCCUGUGGCACUAGGUGGAUGGCGUCAAGACUCCGGGCAUACAAGGCUGUAAUAAAAAAUUACAACUCCGUCAUCCUACACAUGGAAGAGGCUUCAAACAGAAAAACAGACGAAGGAGCUAAGUGUGUGGGGUACUUGAAGGUACUGAAGUCUGCAAAGUUUGUUGAUGGGCUCCACUUUAUGGUAGAUGUCUUGGAAGUGUUGGCCAACGUGAGUCUGGCAUUCCAGAGUAAUGAUCUGUUCAUUUAUGAUGUUGAUGUAAAGUUGUGUGAGGAUCAAGUUGGAAGGCCUUAA